This is a messenger RNA of Olea europaea var. sylvestris, 1991 nucleotides long. Its product is annotated as protein LAZY 1-like. The record is from RefSeq and is a predicted model, not a curated record. The transcript has 5 exons. Bases 650 to 1714 code for a protein of 354 amino acids. Lineage: Eukaryota; Viridiplantae; Streptophyta; Magnoliopsida; Lamiales; Oleaceae. Gene Ontology annotation, biological process: gravitropism; regulation of auxin polar transport.
GAUUGAACAAGCCAUUUAGUUCAGGUUUUUUCUCAGAGAGGAAAGCAGACGUAACUUAUAGUUAAACUCAGCCUGUCAUGAAAUUUUAACGACCCCGCAAUUAUUCAUUACAUCAAGAAUUUCACAAUCAAAAGUGCAGGCUUCCAAACAUUGUGAAGAUAUAGCCAAAUUAGUUAUAACAAUUCGAAAGCCCAAUCAAUAUUAGCACGGUCAAAAAAUUUCUACAGCUAGUUCUCAACCAUGAUCAGAUGCAAGAUUGGUACGGUAGACAAACUUGAAUUGUGCUGAGACGUGAUGAUUACUGGCCAUUCCAAUACAAAUCAUAAAUUUUGGACAAUGCCAACAACUCCAAGCAAGCCCACAUGAAUUCAGGGCAGAUGCAACAGUACCCACAUGUGGGACUCGAGCCCACUCUUAUCAUAAUGCCGACAGAGGUUGUCCAACCAUAGUCUUGUAACUUUCUCCAUGUUGCUCUCUGCUCCUCUCCACCCUAGACUCUUCUAGGAACCCUGUUUUUGGGAUAAAACAAGGCUAUAUCAAUCGUUUUCCUUACAAGACUAGACCACCUAUUUUUGGGAAAAAAACUAGUACUAUUUUUGGGAAAAAAACUAGUACAUCGUAAUCAAAGCUUCGACAGAGAGUUUUCAAGAUGAAGUUGCUAGGUUGGAUGCAUCGGAAGUUGAGGCAGAACUACAAUGAACCAACAAAGAAUUUCACAAUAGGAAACCCCUCCACUUGCUUCUCAGGACAGGUGUUUUUCGAUGGAAAAAAAUACCAUAUGGAAACAGCCCAUACUUAUUCGCGCUCAGGGCAUCCUAACAAAGCGGAAACAGUGUUUCAAGAAGAGUCAUCUGAGCCAUUUGCUUUUCUUGCUAUUGGAACUUUUGGUUCAGAACUGAUGGAUACAGACCCCCCAACACCCACAUUUUUUACGCCUUUUGAGACUGUGACAACCAAUGAACAGAUGGAGAUAGAAGAGAACUAUCCGAAGCUUAUAAACUAUGAGCUAGAGAAGUUUCUUGAAGCUGAAGCUGAAGAGAUUGGGGAUGAUUCACCAAAGAGGAGCAGUCUAGCGAGCAUCAUAACCAUCUGUAACGAAGGGAUUGAAGGUGCAGAUUCUGAAGCCUAUGCAAAUGCGGUUGCAUUUCCUCUGCAAAAUUCACUCUUGGGCUCAUCAAUUCAUGAAAUGGCUUGGAUAAGGGUAGAACCAGAUAAAGAAAAGGCAUCAUUUGAGGAGGGUUUUAAGAAAAACAAGAUAGUUGAUGACGAUCCUAAAGGGAAAAGUGAAGGAUCUGAGAAACGAGCCAAAGGAAAUUAUCUAAAGCAUUUCAUAAAGAUGAUGAUGAAGAAGCUCCAUUCUACGUCUAAAGACAGUAGUGUUUCUUCUAUUGAUGCUACUAAAUCCACUUCAAUUAAGAAGAAACUCCCUAAGGGACUAAAGAUAUUCCACAAGAAGGUUCACCCUGAAGGAUUAAUAACUGAAAAACAGUUCAAAUUGGAAAACGAUAUGGCCAAAAACAUUUCCCGCGAACAUGAAGGUGGCCAUCAGAUUGAAAAGGACAAUGGAAAGAGGUCUUCUCAAAGAGCCAACAUAAAGCAGCAUGAACAGAACGCUAUGAAACUAUCUUCAAAUGGUCUAAGCAAAGGUGCUUCAAUGGUAAAUAGAGAGCACUGGAUCAGAACAGAUACUGAGUACUUGGUCUUGGAGCUGUAGAAGCAAAAUGCUUGAAGCAAACAUAAUCUGGUCGAGUAUGUCUAUGAGGAGUUUGAUAAGCUGUUGUAUAUUAUAGAAACUUUCGUCAUCGAGUGAAUUCAAAUAUUAUAUAAAAUUAAAAUAGGACCUUCCUAUAUAUCGAUAUACAUACAUAAGCUUUCUAGAUCUAGUUAUUUCUGCCAAACGUUUUCAAUAUUUAAACUCUGGAGUAAAUGUUGAAACAAUGUAAUUGUUCACUUGUAUCAUCUGCAUAUAUAUAUGUCUGUUUGUGUUAAAA